Messenger RNA from Trifolium pratense (red clover), 324 nucleotides. Its product is annotated as endo-1,4-beta-xylanase 1-like. Gene Ontology annotation, biological process: carbohydrate metabolic process. The record is from RefSeq and is a predicted model, not a curated record. NCBI's taxonomy places the organism in Eukaryota, Viridiplantae, Streptophyta, Magnoliopsida, Fabales, Fabaceae. The transcript has a single exon. Bases 1 to 324 code for a protein of 107 amino acids. Gene Ontology annotation, molecular function: hydrolase activity, hydrolyzing O-glycosyl compounds.
AUGAAUGAAUAUGUAAUAGAGGGUGAUUUUGAAGUUAUGCUUGGAGAAGUUUUGACUCACCCUGCUAUUGAACGGAUAAUGUUUUGGGGAUUUUCGGAGUUGUUUAUGAGCAAAGACAAUGAACAUUUGAUGAAUGCAAAAGGUGGCAUUAAUGAAUCUGAAAAUAGGUUUCUAGCUUUGAAACAAGACUGCCUAUCUCAUAGUCAUGCUCAUUUUGAUGAGCAAUGUCUUUUCAAUAAAAGAGGGUUUUAUGGAACUUUUAAUGUGGAAAUUGUGACACCAUUAAAGAAAAUUGCUAAGACAUUUGUGCUUGAUAAAAUGUGA